Messenger RNA from Trichoderma virens Gv29-8, 981 nucleotides. RefSeq lists its product as uncharacterized. Gene Ontology annotation, molecular function: metal ion binding. Gene Ontology annotation, cellular component: U2-type spliceosomal complex. NCBI's taxonomy places the organism in Eukaryota, Fungi, Ascomycota, Sordariomycetes, Hypocreales, Hypocreaceae. Gene Ontology annotation, biological process: snoRNA splicing. The record is from RefSeq and is a predicted model, not a curated record. The transcript is spliced from 3 exons. The annotation marks the transcript as partial.
AUGGCAGACACCGAGGCCGGCAGCGCGCCAGUCGCCCUCUUCAAGAAGCGAGGCGCAAAGGGCAAGGCGAAUCUGCGAAAGCGCCCAGCAACGCCUCCCCCGGCCGCCAGCGACAGCGACAGCGACUAUUCAUCUUCAGAAGACGAGGCCGGGCAGAGAGUCAAGCGGCGCAAGAAGACGGCCGUCGUCACCGCCGCGGCAAAGGGAGCCGCGCCCAGCAACCAGGACGGCGGCGCAGCUGUCUUUACGGCCGACAGAAGCGUGCCCAUUGCCGACAGCAACGACGCGACGAAGCAGAGCAACUGGUACGAUGAGAACGCAAAAGACGCGCUGUCGGCGAAGAGCCUUCUGGGCUCGACUCGAGCUUCAAGAGACGACCAGCCGGACGGCACAUACAAGGGGUUAGCGAACCAGACUUCGUUUAUACAGAAGAACCCAGAUGCCCCUCGAAAGACUGUUGGCCCUAUGAAGGCGCCUACAAACAUCCGAACCGUCACGAUAACAGACUUUGCGCCUGAUACGUGUAAAGACUACCGCAUCACUGGCUACUGCGGGUUCGGUGAUAACUGCAAAUAUUUACACGAUCGAUCAGAUCUCAAGGCAGGCUGGCAGUUGGAUCAGGAAUGGGAAAAGGUGACGAAAGGCAAGAAGAAUCUCGGAGGAACCGUGGUGGCAAGCGCGAACCGGAACAAGACAAAGGCGGAUGAGGAAGACGACGAUGACGAGGCGAUACUCGAGAACAUUCCAUUUGCCUGCAUCAUCUGCAAGGAAUCGUACAAAGAGCCGAUUGUCACGAGGUGUGGCCAUUAUUUCUGCUUGCCGUGCGCUCUCCAGAGAUACAGGAGAGAUCCGACAUGUGCGGCGUGUGGCUCGGGCACAAAUGGCGUGUUUAACACGGCAUCGAGACUGAAGAAGCUGCUGGAGAAGAAGCGGGAGAGGGCGGCAAAGAGGAGACAGGAAGCUAUUGAGAGAGGGGAAGAA